AAAACACAUAAGUUAAACACGACGUCGUUUUUGUUCAAGUCAGAAGUAGGGCCCACUCAGUCCACACAUUCUUUCUCUCUGUUCUAUCCAAACAAAGACAAAAGCCAAAAAAACGAAACAAAGAAAAAAAAAGGAAAGAAAAUCCCUUCCACAUUCUGUCUUUCAGCUUCUACUAUGGUUUUCAAAGCUCACGCGUAAAAAAGGAAAAGAAAAUUCAAAACCUCGAUAUUAUCGAAACCUCUCCGGAGAUUCUCUCCGGCGAUGUCUACACCACCAUCUCCGUCACCGACUUCGCCGCCUUCCUCUUCCAACACUACUUCUCCUCCUGCUGCGCUGCCGCCAUCUACUAACACUUCCUCCUCAGUUUCGCCUCCUCCUCCAGCGGCUGCACCUCCAAAUGGUACGUCACCAGUUGCGCAGGAGUCUCCACCGAGCGGGGGCUUGCCGCGUGGAACGUUAGCGGGGCUUAUAGUAGGGGUGGGGUUGGGGGCAAUAAUUGUGCUGAUUGGAGUGGGCAUUUUCGUAAUUUUUUAUAGGAGGAGGAAGAGGAAGCUUGCCCAGAAUUAUUCUGGGGGUCCUCCUCCUCAAGGGCCUAAAGUUGACCCUCAGCAUUGGCAGCAUAAUGCUCCUCAAGUUGCUGGUCUGCCAAAGCCUACACCUCCACCAGGAAUUGCACCACAUCUUCACCAGCCACUGGUGAGUGAAUAUGCUUCUGCUGAACCUCCUUCAACAAGUACUAGUUUGGGCUUUGAGAAACCGUCACAUCCAUUAGCUUCCCCAGGAAUGGGCAUAGGACAUUCCCUGGGAACAUUUACUUAUGAAGACUUGGCAUUGGCAACGGAUAAUUUUUCUGAUCCCAACCUCAUUGGUCAAGGAGGUUUUGGUUAUGUCCACAAGGGAGUACUAAAAAACGGGAAAGUAGUUGCAGUUAAGCAGUUAAAAGCUGGAAGUGGACAGGGUGAGCGUGAAUUUCAAGCAGAGGUUGACAUCAUUAGCCGUGUGCAUCACAGACAUCUUGUUUCACUAGUUGGAUACUGCAUCACUGGAGACAAGAGAUUGCUUGUUUAUGAGUUUGUUCCAAAUAACACAUUAGAGUUUCAUUUACAUGGAAAAGACAGGCCGGUUAUGAACUGGUCAACCAGAUUGAAAAUUGCUCUGGGUGCAGCUAAAGGAUUGGCGUAUCUGCAUGAAGACUGUCAGCCCAAGAUCAUACAUCGUGAUAUCAAGGCAGCUAACAUUCUUCUUGAUAAUGGCUUUGAGGCAAAGGUUGCAGAUUUUGGACUUGCAAAGUAUUCUUUAGAUACUGAUACUCAUGUCUCCACUCGAGUAAUGGGAACUUUUGGUUACAUGGCUCCAGAGUAUGCCUCCAGUGGGAAGCUCACUGAGAAGUCAGACGUUUUCUCCUUUGGGAUUGUGCUUCUGGAGUUGAUUACUGGACGCCGCCCUGUUGAUAAAGCUCAGCCUUUCUUUGAUGACAGCAUAGUUGAUUGGGCAAGGCCUUUGCUCUCACAGGCUUUGGAACAAGGAAAUUUUGAUGCAUUUGUGGAUCCAAGGUUGCAGAAGGACUAUGACUCCAGUGAACUGACUCAAAUGGUUGCUUGUGCUGCAGCCUGUGUGCGUCAUUCAGCAAGGCAUCGCCCACGGAUGAGCCAGAUAGCUCGAACUCUGGAAGGAAAUAUGUCUCUGGAUGAUCUAAAUGAGGGAAUCACACCUGGGCACAGCACAGUGUUCAGUUCUUAUGGAAGUUCUGAUUACAGCGCAACUCAAUAUAAGGAAGACAUAAAGAAGUUCCGGAAGAUGGCACUUGAAAGCCAAGAGCUUGGUAGUAGUGAAUACAGUGGGCACACCAGUGACUAUGGUCUCAACCCAUCUAGCUCCAGCACUGAAGGCCAACAUACUACCCAAGAGAUGGAUACGUCGAAAGUGGAGAAAGAAAGCAAAGACGUUAGUGGAAGCUCGUGACAAUCUAUUGCAAAUUGUUUGGAAAGAGUCUAUUCUUUUACCAUCAAGCUUUUUCAUUGUUGCCUUGUUUGCCAAUUUGGGGGAAAGGAAAUAUGAGAUCCCUGGGCCGAAUAGAUGAGAUUUGUUUGAGAUGCAUUCCUCCCCUGCCCAGGUCUUUGGUUUUCAUCUGCUAUCGGAAAAGUCAGUUAAAGUAGAAUGGUAGCCAUAAUGAAGUCAGGAUUUGGGUUUUGAGGAUUGGGUGGAUUUUGUGAAUUCCACCGGAAGAUGCAUCGAUUUCAAGUAGUGUGUGAUUAUUAUUCAGAGUUGGCUGAACCUCUAUUGCCUGUAUAGUUGUUGUAGUAAUACCAAUACUAGUUCACGGCAAGAAGUUAACUGUUGUAUCAAUUUCUGUAGCUGAGCUUCAAUGAAUUGCAACAUUGUUUCAUUA
Messenger RNA from Theobroma cacao (cacao), 2389 nucleotides. Its product is annotated as proline-rich receptor-like protein kinase PERK15. Gene Ontology annotation, biological process: protein phosphorylation. Lineage: Eukaryota; Viridiplantae; Streptophyta; Magnoliopsida; Malvales; Malvaceae. Gene Ontology annotation, molecular function: ATP binding; protein kinase activity. The record is from RefSeq and is a predicted model, not a curated record.